Molecule: messenger RNA, 2345 nt
Organism: Cervus elaphus (red deer)
Lineage: Eukaryota; Metazoa; Chordata; Mammalia; Artiodactyla; Cervidae
Gene: RBPMS2
Product: RNA binding protein, mRNA processing factor 2
Exons: 8
Coding region: 562-1185 (207 amino acids)
Biological process (GO): negative regulation of smooth muscle cell differentiation
Cellular component (GO): cytoplasm
Molecular function (GO): protein homodimerization activity; mRNA binding
Source: RefSeq, a predicted model, not a curated record
GAGAAAGGACGCGGGAGAGAGGGGGAAAGCCCCGCCGGAGACUGGCGCGCCGCAGCCCCGGCCGGGGCGAGCCCGCAGCGCGCGGCGGGGAUUGGCUGUGCGUUCCCUCGGAGACCGCGGCGAGGGCGGGGGAGGGGCUGGCCGGGCCCCAGCUGAGGCCGGUUCCGGCCCCCGGCCCCCGCCCCCCGCCGCCUCCCGGCGCCCGCCCCCCUCCCCCGGCGCCCGCCCCCCGCCCCGCCGCCGCCGUCGCCGCCGCCGCCGCCGCCGCGGGCGCACUCGCCGGUCGCAUUGAAAAGGCGGAGGCGGCGGCCGCUCCGGCUCCGCUCCGGUUCCCGGUGCCUCCCCACGCCGCACCCCCUCCCCGCCUCCCGCACCCGCCAAACUUGAUGUGACCCCCCAACCCGACGCGGCGGCUGCCCCUCUCACCGCCACCCCGCCCCGCACCCCCGGAGCGCACUGCUCACCGCGCCCCUCCCCACCUCCUCGCCGGGGCCGGGCGCCGCGCUAGCCCUCAGCGCUCCCUUCCCCUCGCCACCCCCGCCCCACCCCACCCCCCGCACCAUGAGCAACCUGAAGCCGGACGGCGAGCACAGCACCGGCGCGGGCACCGGCGCGGGCUCCGGCGGCGCCCUGGAGGAGGAGGUCCGGACACUGUUCGUCAGUGGGCUCCCUGUGGAUAUUAAACCCAGAGAACUCUACCUGCUCUUCAGGCCGUUCAAAGGGUAUGAAGGGUCCCUGAUCAAGCUCACAUCAAGACAGCCUGUUGGUUUUGUGAUCUUUGACAGCCGGGCAGGAGCAGAAGCAGCCAAGAAUGCAUUGAACGGUAUUCGCUUUGAUCCUGAGAACCCGCAGACCCUGAGGCUAGAGUUUGCCAAAGCCAACACCAAGAUGGCCAAGAACAAGCUAAUGGCUACACCAAAUCCCACCAAUGCUCACCCUGCCCUUGGAGCACACUUCAUCGCACGGGACCCCUAUGACCUGAUGGGGGCCGCUCUGAUCCCCGCAUCCCCGGAGGCCUGGGCCCCCUACCCUCUGUACACUACGGAGCUGACCCCAGCCAUCUCACAUACUGCGUUCACCUACCCAGCCGCCACCGCUGCUGCUGCCGCCCUGCAUGCUCAGGUGCGCUGGUACCCUUCCUCUGAUACCACCCAGCCAGGAUGGAAAUAUCGGCAGUUCUGUUAGUUCUUCAGUCUUGUCACCACAGCUCGAGGCCCCGGGGGGAGGAAGCCGCCCUUAGCGCCCCCCGUCCCCAGGUGGCCCUGCAGAGCUGCUGCUGCUGCCCUCCAAAGACUGUGAAUUUUAAGCCUGACUCAGUGGACUGUUUUCCUUCCUCUCUUCCUCUUCAGCCCUGCCCUGUCCCGCAGCCCCACUCCAAGGCCUCACAGCUGGAUUCAGGGGCCUUCUCGCUGGGACCCCCAGGCCCAGCGGGGAGGCCUCCCUGGGGACUGAGCAAGGCCCGGCCUCCAGUCCAAAUCUGCUUCCGUAGCCCCACCUCAAAGACACGAGGCGUUUAAUUCUGCAUGUUUUCUGGCAUGAAUUAAGACACUUAAACUUGUGUAUAUGUGAGUGUACAGUUUGUUCUCACAUUGGGUCACCACGGCAACAAGGCCUGGCCACUAACAGCUCAUCAUUCCAGGUCCCUCUCCCCACACCCCUGCCCUGCACCACCCGGCUUCAGUGAGGACCAAGCCCCGCAGCCAGUUCCACCCGGUGGCUGGCACCCCACCACCACCACCACCACCCCACUCACUUCCAGGCUGAACAGGAAGGACCACCCAGCCAAGACAGAACAUUUUCCUGGUCAUUUCAAAUCAGGGUCCUCUGUUUUCUCCUCCUCAGAUGGGCCAACAACCAUUAAGAAAAUCCUUUCUCUGCCCCUUUUGCUUACCUCUCCCCGGCACACCCCACCCCUGCCAUGGCUCCUCAUUCUUUCCAAACUUUGAAACCAACCGAAAAAGUGAAAGUAUUUUUGUACCCUGUGUAACAAAAUAUUUAUGCAACAUAAAGGAUUUUUUCGUGUGUGUGUGCAAUUAAUUAUUGAAGAGACCUUGUCCGCCUUGUCAGAUAAGUUUAACGUUUUCAUUUGAGGCAUGAAGAAGAAAAGGGUUUCCGUUCUCCAGCAGUGAGCCUUAGCGUCAGCCAUUAGUUUAAGAAAAAUGAAGGAAAAAUUGUGCAAUUUUUUGUUUCAUGAGCACAUCAGUGCUUCGCCUUUGGCCGCGGCCGCGGCCGUCUUGCCGUUUUCAGACUUGGGAGACGAGGUGGCUGUUGUAAUUGCUGAGCCUGUGAGAAUGUGAAACUGGAUAAUAUAUGAAACGCAAAAUAAAAGAAAUCAUCCAAAGUAA